AUGAGUACUUCAACACCUUCAAGGCUGCUGCUACUCCCUUCGGAAUUACGGAGUGCUAUCCUAGAGAACUUGCAGCAUGAUCGAAGCGCCCUGCUUUCGGUUUGUCUGACCUGUCAAAUCCUGCAUGCCACGGCCCGUCCUAUCCUGAAUCGCAGAAUAGUAGUCCACAACCACGACAGGGAGUCCUACGAAACGGCGAUGAGUCAACUUCCCCAAGUUACACAGUAUGUCAGGGAGCUGACCAUCCACUCUCACAUUGAAGGCAGGGCUUCUGUGCAUCCUAUUCCUGCUUCGAUGGCUGGCACAUAUCAACCAAUCGACAUACUCGCAAUCACAGGCUACAACCCUCUCUUUACAGACUUUGUUCCCAAAAUCGACGCCAUGAAUCGGCUAGAGAAGCUCAUAAUCAAGGGAUGCGGAUAUAUAGGUGCUCCUCAGGCCAUGCCUUCCUCGGCCUCGAAUCUCGAGAAUCUGCAGCACAACUUGCAGACAUUCAAUAGCCUGAUCCUGCGAGCAGUCCAGGGAGACGCUCUUCGCCGCCUGCACACAUUGGAGCUCGAUCUUUGCAAUCGAGGAAUUUGGUACUGCGAAAUAGAACCCUUCUUAUACCAUCCACGGCUGAAGAAAUUGUCUAUUAUGGGAGCUAACAUCUCCGGGUUCAGGCCCAUGCAUUCCCGCCUGCGUUUCUCGCAUCUGGAAGAGCUGGGGCUUGUUUGCUGCGAUCUUAGCUCUGGCACGAUGGAAGGUCUCCUCGCUAUCCCUAAAGCCCUUCGCCGCCUCACGUUCGGGGGCUCGCCUCGAUCUCAGGCCCGAGAGCGCCUAGACUAUGACACCCAACUUUACGUCAACGCCAUAAAGCAACAGGCAGAUUCCUUGGAAUAUCUCGAUAUCAGCCCACCGAUAUUAUUUGACGAGAGACGGGAACCAAUAGACCUGCGCUCGCUUGCCUCACUGCGAAGUCUCCGAAUCCGACCUAGAACUCUUUACGGCCACUUCGAUAUGAAUCCAGGGCUUAGUAGUCUAUCGCCUCUAUUCUCAGAGAAUGCUCUUCCACAGCCCGCACUUCCAGCUAACCUGAGGCUACUCAGACUCUGGUGUUGGGGCGUGUCCUUUAGAUUCGAAGCGCAUACGUCGAUUCUCAACAACUUGGACAGGUUUGCUGUGACUGAACCCCUUCCUAGCCUUCGCUGUGUCAUAAUCGAGGAUAGCAAGUUUGUCUCCGGCGACUGGGGCGUGCCUCGGGAUUACCGUGGUGACCUUACAUUUCUUGGAGCCGAGCCGCAGGGCCCGUGGCGGUUCCCGCUUGAUUGCUGCUGGGCUGACCGACCAUAAUAAUAUUCUACGCUUACAUUCACGGUGGACGGCUGUAGAGAGAUCGGAGCAUCUAUCUUGUUAGUUGUACCUAUCCCAUGGUUGUCUUUAUAGUGUUUAUAGCAUUGCGUUCGAGGUGGCCGAUGUUUUGGUUUGAUAGAUCAGAGAUUUCGAAUUGAAUUUUCACAACGCAUUAUCCCUUUACUAUGUAGUUUCGAAUAGGUAGAUGCGCCUCACUAAUUGUGGAGAUGUUCUUGCGAGUGUCUUAAAGGGCUGCCGUCCUGUUCUUGACUUCGUAUCCCAGUAUAUACAACUGUUGUGUGUUAUUGCGGCAACACAAGCAUUUCGAUAGCUUUAACACCACCCAGUAGACAUUAUCUUUUGAUCGU
Molecule: messenger RNA, 1700 nt
Organism: Aspergillus versicolor CBS 583.65
Lineage: Eukaryota; Fungi; Ascomycota; Eurotiomycetes; Eurotiales; Aspergillaceae
Exons: 2
Coding region: 1-1332 (443 amino acids)
Source: RefSeq, a predicted model, not a curated record